GUAAAGGUCUUGGACAUCGCAUUACGCGACUCAGCAAAAUAGCAUUAACUCAAUACUAAUAGCUCCACUGGAAACGGUUUCAUGGAUAUAGACGAACGACAACGCCGUCAAGUAGAAGAUGAUCCGUUUCUGGCAUUCAUCGAUUACGCUAGGUCGAUUUUGUCACCGGACGAAGAAGAAGGAGAUGUAGGUUGUGAUACGAAUGGACUCGUUAGAGAGACUAGUGGACCCGGUUGGAGCUGGAUCGCGUCUCGGAUCCUCAAGACUUGUAUCGCUUAUUCAAGUGGAGUGACCGCUGCUAUUCUGUUCUCAGAUCUCUCUCAGGCUUGGCGUGAGCAACACAGGACUGGGGCAUCAAAGAGAAAACCAGAAAUUAUUAAUCAGUUGAAGGAGAAACAUAGGAGAACUAAGUUGCCAAACACCAUCACCAUUGACUCCAUAUAUGAGAAGAACUUCCUGUCUUUCAAUAGCAUUUUAGAAGCUGUUGUGGUUGAUGCUUUUGUUCUUCCUGGUACAAACAUCUACAUGCUUACCUUGGGGGAUUUUUGGAGCUCAAAUACCAUUGACCUUUAUUUGCACCGAAGAUACUAUGACUUGGUUGAUCCUCGCAAUGGAAUCUUGAAGAAGGGUAGGGAAGUUUUCGUCACAGGCUGCUAUCUUCGAACAGCCAGAGAAGGAUCUGGUUGUCCUCGACUUCUACCAACAGAAUAUCUUGUAAUAGUAUUAGAUGAUGAUCAGGAUGAUGAUGCCAUGCUGAUAGCAGCUCAGUUUUGUUCAGAUUCUUUCUCUUCCAUUUCUCUUAAGGAAGUUAACAAUCGGGUUUGUUAUUCAUUAUACGCAAGGAUUGAAUCUAUAGAUUCCAUGGAAGUUGAGGGACUAUCUGGCAAUGUACAGAGGAAGCAGAUCACUCUUGUUGACAACGAUGGCAUCCAGCUAAAAUUUCUUUUGUGGGGUGAGCAGGUUGUCCUGGCCAAUCUUUUCAGCAUUGGAAGUAUGCUAGCACUUGAUAGUCCAUAUAUUGCAAGUUCUAAAGAGAGUGCUGUUGAAACAACAAGUGAGAUUUGUCUUGAAUAUGGAAGUGCAACGCAACUAUAUUUGGUCCCUUUCAUUCAACACGAGGAACAAGUUUAUGUACCUUUGACCCAAAACCGAUACCAAGGAUCAAAGUUGAUGAGUGCAUUAGAUCCUACUCAGUUGCCUAAAGUUUCACAAGUGACAUUGCCCUGUGAUUCUCAGGGGUCUAUCGACUUUAGCAAUUAUCCUUUUCGCUCAUUUGUAAUUGAUCUUCGUGACAAGAUGACAAGCAUCAGCCUCUAUGGUAUUGUUACAGAAAUUCUCCGUGAAAGAAAUACCACAGAAAUGAUUUUCUCUUUAAAGAUUGAGGACACAACAGGAGCCAUUUGGGCAAAGCUACACUUUGCUGGAUCUUGGUCUCUAGGGAGAUUAGGGCUCGGUCACACAGUGUUUGUAUCUGGCUUGUCGUGCUAUAAGACAAAACAUAACAGGUGAGCAGAUUCAACAAUUCUGUUGCUUAUCUUCAUGACUUUAUAUAAUGGCGAAAUUAUCUUUAAAAUCAUAUUAUGAUGCCACUAAUCUUUGCACUCACUUUUGACAUGGUUACAGAUAUGCCGAGUUCGGCUUGAUCAAGUUGAUCAAUGUCAUGUCAGUACAAGAGAUUCACAUUCACUUUGCGGUCAUCUUGUUAACAAGACACCAAGUGGUGUAGUUGAAUGCAGUUUCUGUCAUUGUAUUUGUGAUGAAGUCACACGAACUUUCCACUUAAAAAUCACUCUUGCGGAUGACCAUGCAAAGAUUUUUGCAUGGUGUACUGGUCAAACUGCAACUGAAUUGCUGCAGAUAUCGCCUGAUGAAUUCUAUGAGCUCCCCGAGGAUGAACAGUUCAUGUACCCUUCUUCUCUAGAGAAUGAGAGCUUCAUUGUUGCAUUAGUAAACAGCAAGAGGCUGGAUUAUGGCAGGCAGAGCCUCAUAUUGGAUCCUGAUACAGUUCCUUGGGAGAUCACUCGUGCACUAAGGUAUGAAUAGGUGAUACUAUUCAGAAUUGAAAAGGAGACAUCAUCGGUCUUAUCUAUGCUGGGUAUUUACAAUUCUCCUUUCUUUGUAAAGCUCAAGCUAAUGUGAAAUGGUUGCCUGGUAAAUGUAGCCGUCGGGCGGGGAUGUGGUCUCCGUUAGCACCAAAAUUGUUAUAUCAUUACAAUUUUGAUAGUUGGCUAAUUUAUAAAGUUAGAAAAUUGUCGAGCUCCGUUGACUUAUAUUUCCCGCGUUCGCUGAAAUAGAAUGAGCUUUAAAUUCAA
Messenger RNA from Jatropha curcas, 2312 nucleotides. Lineage: Eukaryota; Viridiplantae; Streptophyta; Magnoliopsida; Malpighiales; Euphorbiaceae. The record is from RefSeq and is a predicted model, not a curated record.